AUGCCUCCUGCCAAAGAUACAUCCAUUCUCGACACAAAACCCAAAUCUUCCUCAACCUCAACCACAACCACAACAUCACAACAACAACAACAUCAUAGGACUAGAACAAUCUUAAUGGCUCAGGACAUCCUCAGAAUCCUACCCACCCUCCUCUCCGCAGCAUCCAUCGCAAUCACCGUCACCAACAACCAAACCGUUUUCAUCUUCUCUCUCCGAUUCGAAGCCCACUUCUACUACACACCCUCCUUAAAGUUUUUUGUUGCCGCCAAUUCUGUAGUUGCUGCCAUGUCCUUCCUCACACUCAUACUCAACUUUCUCAUGAAACGUCAAGCAUCACCCAAAUACCAUUUCUUUCUACUCUUGCAUGAUAUAGUUAUGACGUUGCUGUUAAUAGCUGGAUGUGCAGCAGCAACUGCCAUAGGAUACGUGGGACAGUUUGGAGAGGAGCAUGUGGGUUGGCAGCCAAUAUGUGACCAUGUGCACAAAUUCUGCAGAACAAACCUGGUUUCGCUUUUGCUUUCUUAUUUUGCCUUCAUCGCCUAUUUUUCAAUCACUAUUUUAUCAGCCUACAACUCUGUCUUUUCUUCUCCCAAGAAUUGA
Molecule: messenger RNA, 600 nt
Organism: Sphenostylis stenocarpa
Lineage: Eukaryota; Viridiplantae; Streptophyta; Magnoliopsida; Fabales; Fabaceae
Source: the annotation of a GenBank genome assembly